Molecule: messenger RNA, 5600 nt
Organism: Empidonax traillii (willow flycatcher)
Lineage: Eukaryota; Metazoa; Chordata; Aves; Passeriformes; Tyrannidae
Gene: IDE
Product: insulin degrading enzyme
Exons: 25
Coding region: 137-3073 (978 amino acids)
Biological process (GO): peptide catabolic process
Cellular component (GO): peroxisomal matrix; cytosol; mitochondrion
Molecular function (GO): metal ion binding; metalloendopeptidase activity
Source: RefSeq, a predicted model, not a curated record
GCGGCAGCGGCUGUGCCCUGUGCUGAGCCGGGCUCUGCCGGGCUGGGCGCGCCCCUGGGCCGUCCCAGCCCCGCGCUUCUCCCCUCCGGGCCGGCGGCGCAGCUCUUUUGGGUUUCAGAAGGAGACAAACAACAAAAUGAACAAUCCAGCUAUUAAGAGAAUAACAAAUGAAAUUAUCAAAUCACCUGAGGAUAAACGAGAAUAUCGUGGACUGGAACUGGCAAAUGGCAUUAAAGCUCUUCUCAUUAGCGACCCCACCACAGAUAAGUCUUCAGCAGCGCUUGAUGUGCACAUAGGAUCCUUGUCUGAUCCCCCCAACAUUGCUGGGCUUAGUCAUUUUUGUGAGCAUAUGUUGUUCCUGGGAACCAAGAAAUACCCAAAAGAGAACGAGUAUAGCCAAUUUCUAAGCGAGCAUGCCGGGAGCUCCAAUGCUUUCACGAGUGGGGAACAUACCAAUUAUUACUUUGACGUGUCACACGAACAUCUAGAAGGUGCACUAGACAGGUUUGCCCAGUUUUUCUUGUGCCCUCUGUUUGAUGAAAGCUGCAAAGACAGGGAAGUGAACGCUGUUGAUUCUGAGCACGAGAAGAAUCUUAUGAAUGAUGCCUGGAGGUUGUUUCAACUGGAGAAGGCUACUGGAAACCCCAAUCAUCCCUUCAGUAAAUUUGGAACAGGGAACAAACUCACUCUGGAAACUAGACCAACCAAAGAAGGAAUAGAUGUAAGGCAAGAGCUAUUGAAGUUCCAUUCUACUUAUUACUCAUCAAAUUUAAUGGCUAUUUGUGUCUUAGGAAGAGAAUCUCUGGAUGAGCUGACUUGCUUAGUGGUAAAAUUAUUUUCAGAAGUAGAGAAUAAAAAUGUCCCUAUACCAGAGUUUCCUGAACAUCCUUUCCAAGAAGAGCAUCUCCGGCAACUUUACAAGGUGGUACCCAUUAAGGAUAUUAGAAAUCUUUAUGUCACAUUUCCUAUACCAGACCUUCAGAAGUACUAUAAAUCGAACCCUGGCCAUUACCUUGGUCAUCUGAUUGGGCAUGAAGGCCCAGGGAGUCUUCUAUCAGAGCUUAAAGCCAAAGGAUGGGUAAAUACUCUUGUUGGAGGCCAGAAGGAAGGUGCUAGAGGUUUCAUGUUUUUCAUCAUUAAUGUGGACUUGACAGAGGAAGGACUUCUGCAUGUUGAAGAUAUUAUUUUGCACAUGUUUCAAUAUAUUCAAAAACUACGUACAGAAGGACCUCAAGAAUGGGUUUUCCAGGAGUGCAAGGAUCUAAAUGCUGUGGCAUUCAGAUUUAAAGAUAAAGAGCGACCACGAGGUUAUACAUCAAAGCUUGGAGGAAUGUUGCAUUAUUAUCCAAUAGAAGAAGUGUUGGCUGCUGAAUAUUUGCUUGAAGAAUUCAGGCCUGAUUUAAUAGAGAUGGUACUGGAUAAACUGAGACCAGAAAAUGUUCGAGUUGCAAUAGUUUCCAAGUCUUUUGAAGGAAAAACUGAUCGAACAGAAGACUGGUAUGGAACACAGUACAAGCAGGAAGCAAUUUCUGAUGAAGUUAUUAAGAAAUGGCAGAAUGCUGACUUGAAUGGGAAAUUCAAGCUUCCAAUGAAGAAUGAGUUCAUUCCUACAAACUUUGAGAUUUUGCCAUUGGAAAAAGAUGCAACACAGUACCCAGCCCUUGUCAAGGACACUGCCAUGAGCAAACUAUGGUUCAAGCAAGAUGACAAAUUUUUUUUGCCGAAAGCUUGUCUCAACUUUGAAUUUUUCAGUCGCUACAUUUAUGCUGAUCCUCUCCAUUGCAACAUGACAUACCUGUUUAUCAGGUUAUUGAAGGAUGAUUUAAAAGAGUAUACAUAUGCAGCACGCCUCUCAGGUUUGGUCUAUGGCAUUGCAUCAGGAAUGAAUGCAAUACUUCUCUCUGUAAAAGGUUAUAAUGACAAGCAACAUAUCUUGCUCAAGAAGAUCAUUGAAAAAAUGGCUACCUUUGAGAUUGAUGAAAAACGAUUUGAAAUCAUCAAGGAAGCGUACAUGAGAUCACUAAACAACUUCAGGGCAGAACAGCCUCAUCAACAUGCAAUGUAUUAUCUCCGACUCCUGAUGACAGAAGUUGCUUGGACCAAAGAUGAAUUAAAAGAAGCUCUAGAUGAUGUCACCCUUCCCCGUCUCAAGGCCUUUAUAGCACAGCUGUUGUCACGGUUACACAUUGAAGCUCUUCUCCAUGGCAAUAUAACAAAACAGGCUGCAUUAGGAAUUAUGCAGAUGGUUGAGGACACUCUUAUUGAGCAUGCUCAUACAAAGCCACUCCUUCCCAGUCAGCUAGUGAGAUACAGAGAAGUUCAACUUCCUGACAGAGGUUGGUUUGUAUAUCAACAGAGAAAUGAAGUUCAUAACAAUUGUGGCAUUGAGAUCUAUUACCAGACAGACAUGCAGAGCACUUCUGAGAAUAUGUUUUUGGAGCUUUUCUGUCAGAUUAUCUCAGAGCCAUGCUUCAACACCCUGCGCACCAAGGAGCAGUUAGGUUACAUUGUGUUUAGUGGUCCACGGCGGGCAAACGGCAUACAAGGACUGCGAUUUAUUAUCCAAUCUGAAAAGCCCCCCCACUAUUUAGAGAGCAGAGUUGAAGCAUUCUUAAAGACUAUGGAGAAAUGCAUAGAAGAUAUGACAGAAGAGGCCUUCCAAAAACAUAUCCAAGCUUUAGCAAUUCGUCGUCUAGACAAACCAAAGAAGCUGUCUGCAGAAUGUGCUAAAUACUGGGGAGAAAUCAUUUCCCAGCAGUAUAACUUUGACAGAGAUAACAUUGAAGUGGCUUAUCUAAAGACCCUGACCAAGGAUGAUAUUAUACAGUUCUACAAGGUGCUGUUGGCAAUAGAUGCUCCCAGAAGACACAAGGUAUCAGUGCACGUCCUUGCAAGGGAAAUGGAUUCCUGCCCUGUUGUUGGAGAAUUUCCAUGCCAAAAUGAUGUGAACCUGGCACCAGCACCACCACUACCACAGCCAAGUGUGAUUGAAAAUAUGACAGAAUUCAAGCGCAGUCUGCCGCUCUUCCCACUGGUGAAACCACAUAUCAAUUUCAUGGCUGCAAAACUGUGAAGAACUCCAAUGGAUGAAGAAAUGCAAAUGAUCAGUACUGACAUGGUUUCAGGGGACUUCGUGAUGAGCAAAAUUAUUAAAGAUCAUUAGGACAAAUGAUUCUGUUCAUUAUGAAAGUCCCGAAUUCCUUCUUGGUUCAUUUGACAUUAGCUGUGUGUUAGGGAUAGAGAGUAUUUAAAAAUCAGUUGUGGUCAUGUGUCAUUUAUAUUACAGACAACCUGUUGAAAAGCAAAAUCAACUGAAACAAUAAUAAUAAAAAACUUGUAGAUGCCGUAUAUUUUUAAAAUAGCAUAUCCCUUCAAAUUUUCAUUUUGAUGAAAUAACCCUCCAGAGCAAACAAAAUUGCUUGAAAUGUGCUUGUUACUCCUGAAAAACACUGUUUAGUAUCCCAAUAAUUAUCUUAUUGGGGGCUGGAGGGGGUGAGAAAAGUAAGUCCUUUUUGGGAUGGAGUCAACAAUUUUUCUUAAAAAUAGAGACUUUCACAUUUUUUUUAAGUGACGUGUUGAAUGAUACUUUUUUAAUUGAUCCUUAAUGCAACCAACAUGUUUUCUAUUUUAAGUUUUAUGAAGACCAGUGGGGGGAAAAGAAAAGGAAAUUUGACAACGCAGUAGUAAGUGAGAGAAUUGUCUUAAUGAGAAUAACUGAAGAUAAGGGCAUGAUUUUAAUCUUUCUAUACAAAUUUGGGGACAUUUUAUAUUAAAACUAGUAAAAUGCUGGAAACACUUUAAUAGUGCGUCUUAUUUUUGUUAUCAAAAAUGUUUCAGUCUCUUCAUACUAUCAACACCCUGUUCAGUUUUCAGUGUUACUGUGGAUUAUUUUCCAUUUACUAUAUCAAAUCCUUUAUUUGCUGUCAUGUUUUGUUUUCAGUUGCACAUGUACUGAUGGAGAACUCAGUCUGGUUUUCCUCAUUUGUUAUGUUAGGUCUCAGCCCAGCAGAGCACUCAGUAAUGCAAAUAACUUCAAACACACACUGGUUCUUCAUUCAAGAACGGGUGAAUGUCAGAUACGGGCCCUGUAAUGAAUCAGAUACGUCAUUAUCCUGAUACAUGUGUGGGUCCUGUGCCUGUCCUUCAGGAAGGCAUUUGGGACAGUGCAGGGCUGCAUCUGCUCCAGGUUACAUCACAAAAGGCUUGUUCCUACUUCUUGUAGGCUGCACAAAACUCAGAAGGAUCAAGAAUUAUGCAGAAACACAGUUUGUGUAUGUGUGUAUAUAUAUUACAUAAUUUAGUAAAAUGAUAAAACAGUAUAUGGUGUCUAGUCUUCAGCAACUUUACUGACUUCUGCAGAGUGGUCUUGUGCUUGGGACAGCCCCCAGAUAGAGAAAUAUAAGGAGCAUAAAGUUCUUCUAUCUCUGUAAUACAUAAAAUAGAUGGCAGUUAUUCAGACAGAGUAUGCAAAGCACUGAAGAUGUAAAAUCUGCUCAGCAGGGAGUUUAGUGAGAAUUUGCUUCUUAUUAAAAGAAGCUGAAAUUGAAGCCCUGAUGUGACAGAUGUGUCUGUGACACAUCAGAGUCCUGAUAUAGUCAACAGGGCUGUUCCUGUGGUUGAAUCAGUGUUCAUUCUUACACUGGCUCUGAAGCCAAAUUAAAUGACAGGGUAAGGGCCUUAAGUUGCAUUUAUCUGAGAGUCUCUUCUAGCUGAACAAAUACGGUGCUUUUAAAAUUUGUUUUAAAUGUUUCAACAUCUUUUUAAUAAAUUUGAUGGUAAUUUGUGGUGUAACCUGUUGCCAAGGAAGGGCACUAAUAUUUUUUUAGCUGGAGAAGAAAAGAAGUUAAUCAUAAUAAGCAAAACCAGUAAAGAUGUUUCUGUUCACCCCAUUUUUGAUGGAUCUUUCACAUAAAAUGGGCUUUUUGCCUUCUUGCAUUUCACUUUUGUUUAUAGUUUUCCUUUAGUAAAAGUAUUUGUAUUAUAUAUAUAUUAAAAGUUUUGACAACAUAUUAUAAAAAUAUAUAUUUUGGGAUUUAGUAUUUAAACAUACCACUCAUACAGUGAAUAAAACGAAAUGGCUUCUAUUGUGUGUAAAAAUAAAUAGAUAUAUAUAUUCAUGGAAAUACUAUCGACUCUUAAUUUUAACAAAUUAUAUAAAUAAAUUGGAACAGCAGUGUAUUUAACACAAAUCAUGUUUUUCAGCGGAAAAAAUUGAAAACUUCAAAGUUCUGUGACUGGAUGUGGAAACCCAUGUCAUUUUCCAACAACUCUUAAUUGCUUUUAAGUGUUCUCCAGCAUUUUACAGUUUCUGAGUUUGAUAUAGCAGUAAAUUUUGAUAAACUCAGGCAUACUAAUGGGUUCAUUUUAAUGGAUCCAGAGCUGCAGUGUCUACAAGCAAUAAAGAACUACCUAGAAUACACUGUAAUUCAAUUUUAGUGCUUGUUAAUUAGUUUAUGUAAGAAACCAUAAAUUAUUAUUACAUAACUGUAAUUUUUGCAAGUGCUAUUUUAAGCAGUUGAUGUGGAAUUGGGUGCAUGUGACACAGCCAGUAUGACAGAGUGCUAGAGUUAUUCUGUUUACAAUAAACAAUCUGAAUUUAA